Arvicola amphibius (Eurasian water vole) is the source of this 2807-nucleotide messenger RNA. RefSeq names its product golgi phosphoprotein 3 like (gene Golph3l). The record is from RefSeq and is a predicted model, not a curated record. The coding region runs from base 190 to 1047 and encodes 285 amino acids. The transcript is spliced from 5 exons. Gene Ontology annotation, molecular function: phosphatidylinositol-4-phosphate binding. NCBI's taxonomy places the organism in Eukaryota, Metazoa, Chordata, Mammalia, Rodentia, Cricetidae. Gene Ontology annotation, cellular component: Golgi cisterna; trans-Golgi network; cytosol. Gene Ontology annotation, biological process: Golgi organization; Golgi to plasma membrane protein transport; Golgi vesicle budding.
CUGAGGAAGCUGAUGUGUUAUUCCCUCUCUGCAUCGAAGGAGCAGGAAGUUUGUGCUCUCUGCGUGGCUGAGAAGUUUUUCACCUACUCGUACCGGACUGGGUUAAGGAGGGAAACAGGUGCCCUCCAAAAAUAGAGUGCGAACUGCAGCCUACGUCCCACUGCGGCCCCGGAGCAACGUCAGGUGAGAAUGACCACAUUAACUCACCGGACCCGUCGAACUGAAGUCAGUAAGAGCUCUGAAAAGAAAGUAGAAAGUGAGGAAGACACUAAUCAAGAAAGGAGUCCAGAUAAUGAAGACCCUGGAGACUCUAAGGAUAUCCGCCUCACUCUUAUGGAAGAAGUAUUGCUCCUGGGACUAAAAGAUAAAGAGGGCUACACAUCUUUCUGGAAUGAUUGUAUAUCCUCUGGGCUUCGAGGAGGCAUCUUGAUAGAGCUGGCCAUGCGGGGUCGAAUCUAUCUGGAACCUCCCACCAUGCGUAAGAAGCGACUCCUAGACAGAAAGGUCCUGCUAAAGUCAGACAACCCAACAGGUGAUGUCUUGCUGGAUGAAACUCUCAAACACAUCAAAGCAACUGAGCCAACAGAAACUGUCCAGACAUGGAUAGAGCUACUCACUGGUGAGACGUGGAACCCCUUCAAAUUACAGUACCAACUUAGAAAUGUGCGAGAGCGAAUUGCCAAGAAUCUAGUGGAGAAGGGUAUUCUAACCACAGAGAAGCAGAAUUUCCUGCUGUUCGACAUGACCACUCAUCCAGUGACCAAUACAACAGAGAAACAGCGACUAGUGAAAAAACUUCAAGACAGUGUGCUAGAACGGUGGGUAAACGACCCUCAGCGAAUGGACAGGCGAACGCUGGCACUCCUGGUUCUGGCCCAUUCCUCCGAUGUGCUAGAGAAUGUCUUCUCCUGUCUGACAGAUGACAAAUAUGAUGUAGCAAUGAAUCGAACCAAGGACCUUGUAGAACUGGACCCCGAAGUGGAAGGGACAAAGCAUAACGCCACAGAGAUGAUCUGGGCUGUGCUGGCAGCCUUCAACAAAUCCUAGAGCCAGCAGGCUGCUGACUGCAGAGACCCCGUCACUGAGCUUUGUGUAAUAAGAUAUUGUCAUCACUAUUUCCUCUAUUUUGAAUCAGGCCCAUGACUUGGGGAGGACAACCUCAGGGCCUCUUCAUGGGCCAUGACCAGUCUAAGCAGACUGUUUUCUCCUCGUACUUCCAUUCCAUAUCCGAAUGAAAGGGGUGAGCUCACAUACAUCCAAUAAAUAUCUCCCAUUUCUGGGUUUACUUUUAACCAUUGUACUUUUGGAUCAACAGGAGUAUCUACAUGGGGAUUAGAGCUUUCCAGCAACAAAAUGUGAAGAUGAAGAGUAAACUGUAUAUUUAUUCUUUUCACCCUUAUUUUUUCUCCCUUAUCACAUUUUCUCAGCCUUUAUCUUUCUGACACUGGUACACAAUGAUACUUACUGACAUCACUGUCUCUUUAAAUGAAGGGCAGUAGAAGAAAUAAGACUAAUUUUUGAAGCAAAUGGUCCCUGAGAUUGUACCUCCUGCCUGUGAUUUUCUCAUCUUCAUCUAAUGAAAACACUCCAAGUUUGAUGACCUGACUCCCAUAGUUCUAGAAGCAGAAAUGUAUUCCACGAUCUAUUUUAGCACUAUCUUUCCUACUUCCACAAUCAUUAAAACAAAGUCUGAAUUUAAAAAGAAAUGUGCCUCAGUCACCUCUUUCAUGCAGCCAGUAUUAGAACUUGUAGGAAAGGGAGGCAACAGAAAAAUUCUCAUCUUUGAAGUCGGGUGUUGGGGGACACACUUGGGAGCUGGUGGUGGAAGGGUCUGGAGCUGACGAUCAGCCUUAGCUAGUGUAGUAAGUUCAGGGCUAUAUGAGACUAUCUCUCACUCAAAAAUUAAAGUCUUUUCUUCUUUUAGCAUAUGUCUCUACUAUGAUUAAAUUAAAGGAAUUGUACGUUUCAGUUCCCAGAUAACAGCACAAGGUAGCCAAACUCCAUAUCUACAUAAUCCCUGUUUUUAUUUCCUGUAUAAAUUGAUAAACUCCCUAUAUUUAAGAACUUUGACAAUAAUUCCGUUUAUAUUUAAUCUACAGAUACCCUCCAAAUUGUGUCUUCUUUCAACACAGCCAUCAUUUUAGCCAAAUCUCUUGAAAUGUUUUUGCUUCAGUAAGGGUGAAGAGAGACUUUGUUAGAAGAGAUGCUAUUUAGAUGGGUAGUUGGGUGUCAAUGGCAACUGAUACAAAGCCUAGGUUUAGGGGCUUUGAAGAGGCCAGCACUGGAUUGUGCUGAUUUCAAGCUCUCUGUUGACUGCUGGGGAGAAACAGGCUGCCACACAACCAAUACAGGUGACUCGAACUCAUACCAAAUCCUCGUAUUCGGAAGUAAAUUGCUCUAACUUCAUCUCCCUGAACCUACCUAGAUCCGUGAAAGUUUUCUAAUUCAUUUUUAUUGUUUUCAUUUCAUGUAUCUCUUAGAUAAGUUGUAAUUUGAGAAGCAAGUAGAGUCUUAGUCUGGCUUUCUAUAGAAGUACAAAGCCAGCCCAUGUGAUAUCUAGCGGCUUAGCUUGUCUUCCCAUUGGAACAAUUCAACAUGAAUUGAAACCAGGUUUUCCUGUGGAAAACUUCAGCUGAUUGGGGGGAUAGAAGUUGAGUGCUUUCUUGCAACUCUUCAGUGUUUAUUUUUAUAUGUCCAUAAAAUGAGAAUGUCUUCACUUCAAAUCUGUAUAAUGUUCACUGCCAAACACUCAUGUAGUGUAUGACUGCCAUCACAUUUCUGUAUAAUAAAGAUAAAGUAGUCAUGCC